Electrophorus electricus (electric eel) is the source of this 2482-nucleotide messenger RNA. It is a transcript of the gene exoc8, whose product is annotated as exocyst complex component 8. The record is from RefSeq and is a predicted model, not a curated record. NCBI's taxonomy places the organism in Eukaryota, Metazoa, Chordata, Actinopteri, Gymnotiformes, Gymnotidae. Gene Ontology annotation, cellular component: exocyst. Gene Ontology annotation, biological process: exocytosis; Golgi to plasma membrane transport; intracellular protein localization.
AACAGGAGUCGCCCCAUUUCCCGGAGUGGAAGGAGGUUCGUCGUGGGCCAGAAAUGUCCGAUUUUUUGGUCGAAUAACAUCAAUCUCGCUCGACUUUUUCAGAAGUGGAAGAGCAACGCGGUCGCCGAGAUGACGGACACCGGAAACCGGCUGCGCAAGCAGCUGGAAUCGGCCAACUUCGAGCCGCAGGGUUACGUGAAGCAGCUCUCGCAACAGUCUGACGGCGACAGGGACCUGCAGGAACAUCGGCAGAAGAUCCAGACCCUGGCCGACGAGACCGCGCAGAAUCUGAAGAAAAACGUCUACAAGAACUACCGGCAGUUCAUCGAGACGGCGAAGGAGAUUUCGUACUUGGAGAGCGAGAUGUACCAGCUGAGCCACAUCCUCACGGAACAGAAGGGCAUUAUGGAGAGUGUAACCCAGGCCCUGCUGUCUACAGACAAGGACGAGGCAGCCAGAGAGAUGCUGGCGGCCUUCCCCAAGGAGACGGAGGAGGUGAAGCAGAGAACGCUGACGACCCUCCUUGAGAAGGUGGAAGGGUGCAAGAGCAUCGUGGAGACCCCGGGCAGGUGUCUAGUUUACAAUGGCGACUUGCUGGAGUACGACGCGGACAACAUGUCCCAGAUACAGAAAGUGCACGCGUUCCUGAUGAACGACUGCCUGCUCGUCGCCACGUGGCUGCCGAACAGGCGUGGGGUCAUCAGGUACAAGUACAGCGCUCUCUACGAUCUGGAGAGUUUUGCCAUUGUCAACGUGAAGGACAACCCUCCCAUGAAGGACAUGUUUAAAAUCCUCAUGUUCCCGGACAGCCGCAUUUUUCAAGCGGAGAACAGCAAGGUGAAGAAGGAGUGGCUGGAGAUCCUUGAGGAGACCAAGAAGAACAAAGUCACCAAAGACAGGCACAAGAAAGAGGAGGAGGUCCCCACGUCGCCGGUCAGGCAAGAGGUCUCCACCAACCCGUUCGACGAGGACGAGGCGCCGCCGGACGCCGAGGAGCUGGUGGACCUGAGUCCCGAGUGGAUCCAGGAGCUGCCGGAGGACCUGGACGUGUGCAUCGCGCAGCGCGACUUCGAGGGCGCCGUGGACCUGGUGGACAAGCUGGGCGAACACCUGCGGGACAAGCCGCUGAGCCCGCGCGCCAAGGACCUGCGCGACAAGGUGGAUGAGCGCAUGCGGCAGCUGACGGAGGUGCUGGUGUUCGAGCUGUCGCCCGGCCGCUCACUCCGCGGAGGGCCUAAGGCCACGCGGCGUGCCGUGUCGCAACUCGUGCGCCUGGGCCAGUCCACCAAGGCUUGCGAGCUGUUCCUGGCCAACCGGGGGGCGGCCGUGCGCACAGCCGUCCGCCGGCUGCGCAUUGAGGGCGCCACCCUCCUCUACGUCCAGAAGCUGUGCAACGUCUUCUUCACGGGCCUGCUGGAGACGGCGCGCGAGUUCGAGACAGACUUUGCCGGCGAUGCCGGCUGCUACUCGGCCUUCGUGGUGUGGUCACGCGCCGCCGUGGCCGCCUUUGCAGACGCCUUCAGCAAGCAGGUGUUCGACAGCAACGAAAGCCUCUCCACGGCCGCCGAGUGCGUGAAGCUGGCCGGCGAGCACUGCCGGCACCUGGGCGAGAUCGGCCUGGACCUCACCUUCGUCCUGCAGUCGCUGCUGGCGAAAGACGUGAGGGCGGCCCUGCGGGCGCAGAAGGACGUCGUCGUGGAGGCCACCAGGCACCGCAACUCGGAGGAGAUGUGGCGGAGGAUGAACUUGAUGACCCCCGAGGCCCUGGCCAAGCUGAAGGAGGACAUGCGUGGCUGCGGCGUGACCGGCUUCGAGCGGUACACGGGAGCCGACUGCUGGGUGAACCUCAGCUACACGGUGGUGGCCUUCACCAAGCAGACCAUGGCGUUCCUGGAGGAAGGUCUGAAGCUCUACUCCCCCGAGCUGCACAUGGUGUUCCUGGAGAGCCUGAGGGAAAUCAUCCUGGUGGCCACGCAGCACGUGGACUACAGCCUGCGCUGCGAGCAGGAGCCCGAGAAGAAGGCCUUCAUACUGCAGAACGCCUCCUUCCUGCACGAGACCGUGCUCCCCGUGGUGGAGCGGAGGUUCGAGGAGGGCGUGGGCAAGCCGGCCAAGCAGCUCCAGGACCUGAGGAAGAGCUCCCGGCUGGUCCGCGUCAACCCGGAAAGUACCACGUCAGUGGUGUGAUGGGGGAGGGGGGAACCAUGUGGGUGGUGCGAUGGUGGGGGGAGAGAACAUGACGAACAUGAUUCAUUAAGCUUUCGCACCCACUAAGAGCUAGAAAUGCAUUUCAUUUCAUAACUGUUGACACACUGCGACUCCUUUUGGAUUUUGUUUGUCUUCUAAUAUAUUUCAUAAGAGGUAUGAUAAUGUAGUUAUUUACAAUUGUACAAUUGCUUUUUAGGGUUUAUUAAUUGCAUCGCUGUUUAUCAAUUGGCACGCACAUCAUUAAAAUAAUCAUUAAAGUAAUAAAGUGGUGGUU